Daldinia loculata is the source of this 2458-nucleotide messenger RNA. RefSeq lists its product as uncharacterized. The transcript has a single exon. Lineage: Eukaryota; Fungi; Ascomycota; Sordariomycetes; Xylariales; Hypoxylaceae. Gene Ontology annotation, cellular component: mitochondrion. The record is from RefSeq and is a predicted model, not a curated record. Bases 114 to 2309 code for a protein of 731 amino acids.
GGCUUGUUGCGACUAAAAAUUUCUAAGAAAGAUUUUGGUUGAAACUUUUUACUACGUUAGGUACCCUUCAGUCUUCCACAUGCCAUUAUAUUCUUCUCCCAUUGUACGAUAAGAUGCACCGCGCCUUGUCGUCAAGAUGGCUCAAUACCGCACUUAACCUUGCAGAACACCCAAGAAGAAUCGAGUUACCUUUGUUUUUAUGUCCGUCCCUAAAUCCUGCGUCGUAUCACCAGAGACUUGGUUCUGCCGCAUCGUCUUCUCGAGUACGACCUUCACGAUGGAGGGUACAGCAUCGUUGUCUGCACAUGCAAGCUGAUGCGUCUCUAGAAGACUCAUCACUUCCUCCAAGUGGCUCUCAGAAAAAUUAUUCUAUACAAAGGCUGCCAAAACAAUGCCGGGGUUGUGGUGCCUUGUCGCAAACUACCUUUCCUAACCAACCUGGAUAUUAUGAUCUGAGUCGCAAAGCUGUUCGAAACUGGAUCCGGCCUGAGGAGGUGAACCGUUCUCGCCGUGAGGAUAAAGUCUACGAAGAUGCGCUUAAGCACUUCGAUCACGAGGAGCUGAAAAGGAAGGGGGUUGACGUGGAGGCGCUUAUGCUAAGUAUAGUUCCUCCAGAGGCAAACCAACGACCACCUCCAAAGGUACCCUUGUGCGAUAGAUGCCAUUCAUUACUGCAUAAUCAUGCCGGAGAGUCGAUAUACCAUCCUUCGAUAGAAUCUAUCAGGGAUACAAUCCUCGAAUCCCCAUACAAAUAUAAUCAUGUCUACCAUGUUCUCGACGCUGCCGACUUCCCUAUGUCCCUACUACCGCAACUUUCGCAUCUGCUCGACACCAUGCCCCUGAGGACCAAGAACCGCCGUGCCAGUACGGGAAAGUUCUAUGGUAAUCAGAAGAUGGAGCUAAGCUUCGUGAUAACUAGAUGCGAUUUACUCGCGCCGACCAAAGUUCAGGUAGACAAGAUGUUUCCAUGGUUGCAGGAGGUGCUCCGGGAGGCUCUUGGACGGACGGGACGUAAUGUGCGUCUAGGUAAUCUAAUAGCCCUUAGCGCAAAACGGAGUUGGUGGACCAAGGAGCUGAAGGAAGAUGUAUGGAAACGGGGUGGUGCUGGUUGGAUGGUCGGCAAGGCAAAUGUUGGCAAGAGUCAACUAUUCGAAGCUAUCUUUCCCAAGGGCAGAAUGACUCUAACCCCUUCGAGACAUCAAAUUACGGUUGAAAUGCACGCAAGGGCAUCAAGCAAGGACGCAACUUCAAUGGAGAAGGCCGGGACCCAGCCAGAACUAGCCCAGGAAGACUUGGCAGGUCGGGAGAUAGAAGAUAUAGAGGAAGAGGAGCUUGAUGAAUACGCCCUUUUGCCGCCCGCAAUCAAGGAGACUAAUUACCCAGAAAUGCCGCUAGUUUCCGAUCUACCAGGGACGACAGCAUCGCCAAUCCGGAUUCCGUUUGGUAACGGCCGAGGAGAGCUAAUCGACCUUCCUGGUUUAGAACGCACUGGUCUUGAGAAGUAUGUCAAGAAGGAACACCGCUUAUCUUUGGUUAUGCGCUCUCGAGUCAUACCAGAACAAAUGACGCUUACACCAGGUCGGUCCUUGCUUCUUGGUGGCUUCAUCCGCAUUACCCCGAGAGAGCCAGGACCAGUCAUGUUAGCAUAUGCAUUCACACCAAUCGAAGCGCAUGUUUCAAGGACGGAGAAGGCGAUUGGAAUCCAGAACCAGACAGGCGAGGUCAACGUUGAAAAUAUAGCAGUACCAGGGACUGGCGAGAAGACAAAACUAGCAGGCUCUUUCGAGCUCAAAUGGGACGUAACAAAGAAACGGACUGGACCCUUAAUGAGAAAAGAUGCCGUCAACUUAAGUAUAGACCGGCUACCGUACCGAGUUCUGUCUACUGACAUCCUAAUUGAAGGUGUGGGAUGGGUAGAAAUCACUGCUCAAGUGCGCACGAGGCAUCUUUUCAAGGAAAGACAAGUGUCGGACACGCCGCCUGUUGAGGAACCCGAAGAGAAAAGGGAACUUUCAGCAUUAGAAAGGCUAGAAGCUCUUGUCGAAGGUCCUAAAAAGAAGGCACCCCCUCCUCCCCCUGUUGAAGAGCAAGGCGAGAAUGAUGAACCUAACUGGCCUAUCGUGGACGUGUAUAGUCCCGAGGGCAAGUUUAUCUCUUCUCGUAGGCCCAUGAACGGUUGGAUGUUAAACAAGCCGAAGGUUACUGCGGCGUCGAGGAGAUCCCGGCCCCGAAGGAGUAUGAAGGGUAGGAAGAAACUUGAGAAGAAGCGGAGGCGGGAGAGAGAGGCUACUGCUAGCUCUUCGUUUUGAUAUUAUCAUAGCUCACCUCUAACUAUUAUACGUGUAAAGGAAAUAAACAUGUACUAUAUAAAAUACAUGAACUGUAUAAAUCUUGUACCAUGCGUGUAUUAGGUAGUUUCAUGUAGCUUUGAAGAUGCAACUCUCUCUCUCUUUCUCAC